AUGGCCAGGGGGAAGGCGCGGGGGAGGACGAGCGGAAGAGAAAAAGGGGGAGCGGGGGAAGAGGACGACAGGGGUUUCGGAAGGGUUUGGGGGGAGCCUGGGAGAUAUGGGUGGGGCGGGGGGCGGAGGGAUGGUGGGUUUGGGGACGGGGGUUUUGACGGCAGCGGGGGUUUUGGCGGAAGAGGAGGGGGGGACGCGGGGGGAGGCGCGCAUGGGGGGAGAGGCGGGAUGGGGCGCGGGGGAAUGGGCGGGGAGAUGGGGCCGAUGGGAAUGGGGGGGAUGGGUAUGGGGCAUAUGGGGGGACCGAUGGGGCCAGCGGGCGGAAUGGGAGGCAUGGGGGGAAUGGGAGGGAUGGGGGGAAUGGGAGGGAUGGGGAACAUGGGGGGAGGAAUGCCUAUGGGGGGAGGGGGCCCGCCUAUGGGCGCAGGGCGUCCCCCUAUGGGCGGUGACGGCAUACCCAUGGGCGGAAGCGGAAUGGCUGGAGGCGGAAUGGGCGGAGGGGGGAUGGGCGGAGGGGGAAUGCCCAUGGGCGGAGGGCCAGGAAUGCAGAUGGGGGGAGGUCCGGGCGGAAUGGGGGGGACGGGGAAUGCGCAUGGGUCCGCCUGGGGGAAUGUCGAGUUGACUCCUGAGAUAUUCGGCACCAAGUUUGAUGUUAUUCUGAUCGAUCCCCCCUGGGAGGA
This is a messenger RNA of Closterium sp. Naga37s-1, 680 nucleotides long. NCBI's taxonomy places the organism in Eukaryota, Viridiplantae, Streptophyta, Zygnematophyceae, Desmidiales, Closteriaceae. The record is from the annotation of a GenBank genome assembly.